GUUUUCAGACCUUGGGAGUAAUAGAUCAAGCUCUUCCAGGUUGGAGGUACGACUCCUGGGAUGGGGGUCCUUGAGCGUUUUGGGGACCUAGUGCUGCAGGGUAGUAGGGAUGCUCAGAGGAGUCCAGGGGCUCGCUGGACUCAGGACUCUUGUUAGGAUGAUACUGGCCAAUAGAAUUGAGUAGUCAGGGAUCUGCAGAAAGGCAGGGGAGCACUCUCAAGAGUUCUGUGAAAGAGAGGGUCAACCCGUUUCCUAGAGUGACAGGAUAGCCAUUUGUGUCCUCCCCCAGAGCUGCCCUGUCAGACCAUGGACCCUGAGGUGUCCCUGCUGCUUCUGUGCCCUCCUGGGGGACUGUCCCAGGAGCAGGUAGCAGUGGAGCUGAGCCCAGCUCACGACCGUCGUCCACUGCCUGGAGGAGACAAGACCAUCACUGCCAUCUGGGAGACUCGACUACAGGCUCAACCCUGGAUUUUUGAUGCCCCCAAAUUCCGCCUUCACUCAGCCACACUGGCAUCCAGCUCACCUGGACCACAGCUGCUCCUGCACCUGGGUUUAACUUCCUACCAGGACUUCCUGGGCACCAACUGGUCUAGCUCAGCUUCCUGGCUGCGACAGCAGGGAGCUGCAGAUUGGGGUGACAAGCAGGCCUAUCUGGCAGACCCACUAGGGGUGGGUGCUGCUUUGGUUACAGCUGAUGACUUCCUUGUCUUCCUGCGUCGCUCUCAGCAGGUGGCCGAGGCACCUGGGCUGGUGGAUGUGCCCGGUGGACACCCGGAACCUCAGGCCCUGUGCUCCGGUGGCAGCCCCCAGCACAAGGACCUCCCUGGGGAACUGGUGGUACGUGAACUCUUUUCCAGUGUCCUACAGGAGAUCUGUGAUGAGGUGAACCUGCCACUGCACACCUUGAGCCAGCCACUGUUGUUGGGCAUCGCUUGCAAUGAGACCAGCGCGGGCAGAGCCAGUGCAGAGUUCUAUGUCCAGUGCAGCCUGACUUCAGAGGAAGUCAGGGAUUAUUACCUGAGUGGGGGACCUGAGGCCCAUGAGUCUACAGGAAUCAUCUUUGUGGAGACAGAGAAGGUACCGAGACUGCAGGAGACGGAAAUGUGGGCACAACUCUGCCCCUCGGCCAAAGGUGCCAUUCUCCUCUACAAUCGCCAUCCACCUCUGCAGUCGGGUGCUGGGAAGUCCGGCCUGAGUCAUCCUAGCGUCCCAGCCCUAUCAUUGCCGCUAUGAAGACAAUAAAGGACUUCAUUCUUGGA
Psammomys obesus (fat sand rat) is the source of this 1259-nucleotide messenger RNA. It is a transcript of the gene Nudt22, whose product is annotated as nudix hydrolase 22. Lineage: Eukaryota; Metazoa; Chordata; Mammalia; Rodentia; Muridae. Gene Ontology annotation, molecular function: GDP-mannose hydrolase activity. The transcript is spliced from 5 exons. The coding region runs from base 307 to 1233 and encodes 308 amino acids. The record is from RefSeq and is a predicted model, not a curated record.